AUGGCCAAGUGGUACAUUGCGGGGCUCAAGCAAGCGAGGACACGGCAAUCGGCCGCUUUGAUGGAGGGCGGCGAGGCGGCAGUUGCUGCCUUGUGGAGCCACGACGCCGACAUGGAAGGCGAUCGCAGCUUCUCGAUCGAAGGAGCAUAUGUCGAGCGACCUGUGGAGCAACUGGAAAGUAGCGUAAAGUGUCUAUCUUUGAAACGAAGUUUCGGAGGAGACAUGGGGGAAGACACUUGCAAGCGACUCAAAGCCACCGACGUGCGCGCCGAGGAGCUCCGACUGGCGAUGGACAGUCUUAUGGCCAAGCGCGAGGCGCUGCUUUCGUCCAUGGAGUCGUUUCUCAAGUUAGUUUGCCGCACACUUGCAGACGAACCCAGACGUUGUGAUUAUGUACCUGAGCAUUGA
Messenger RNA from Aphanomyces astaci, 408 nucleotides. RefSeq lists its product as hypothetical. The transcript has a single exon. The record is from RefSeq and is a predicted model, not a curated record. Lineage: Eukaryota; Oomycota; Saprolegniomycetes; Saprolegniales; Verrucalvaceae. Bases 1 to 408 code for a protein of 135 amino acids.